CAGCACAGCAAACUGCAUGAAGACACAGCGGCUUCCGUAAAUCACUGUCUGUCAGCUGAUCGCGGUUGCUGCUUGUUCAGACUAAGUUAUGUUAACACUCUUUUGUCGUGCAGCUUUGUAGUCAGUGUGAUUUAGGCUUUGGGACUCUAAACGCUUUAAAUCAUGGAUGAUUCAGACACCAGCGCUAUUCUUGCGGAGGACGAGUCGAGUGACUCCAGCAUAGUCUGUUGUUGUUUUAAGGUGCCACAAAGCAAACGUCCACCGCCAUGUUCAUGUCCGUUUUCCGUGACUGUGGAGCCCGUUAUGUUCCUUUCCAUGUUCUCCAUAGUUCUCCAGUGGCCCUUGAGCACGCAGUACCUGUGGGAUUGUAUCAGUGAAGAUGUGGGUUACAAUGGAACUAAAGGUGGAGGAUGUAAUGCAUCUACAGUCCACGACCCCCUGCAGAAGAAAGUGGAGACUCUGACUGCACACUGGAACCUGUACAUCAAUUUGGGUGGAUUUCUAGUUGGGUUGAUCAUGGUGACCCUGCUGGGCUCAUGGAGUGACCGUGCAGGUCGGCGUCUUGUUCUGAUCAUCCCUUCCCUUGGCCUGGCUGUUCAGGCAUCUGUGUAUUUGAUUGUAAUGUACCUGAAGCUGCCUGUGUUCUGGUUCCUCAUUGGGAGAAUCUGCAGUGGCCUGACCGGGGACUUCAACGCCAUUUUGGCCGGUUGCUUUGCGUAUGUGGCUGACACAAGUGGCAGAGGGUCUCGCACUUUUCGUGUAGCGAUAAUAGAGGCUUGUCUCGGAGUGGCUGGCAUAUUUGCAAGCGUCAUUGGAGGACAGUGGCGACGGGCACAAGGGUAUAUCAACCCAUUCUGGCUAGUACUGGCCACAAAUCUUGCAGCAGCGCUCUACGCAUACCUGUUUGUGCCUGAAACAGUCACCCCUGACCCCGAGGCAAAGCUCCUCUCUACCAGGCACCACCGGGCCAUCUUCCACCUCUAUUCUUCUGAUGCACCACAGGGACGCCGAACUAAACUGUGGCUCUACACUAUCUGCUUCUUUUUGGUGGUGUCUGUACAUUUCGGCUGCAGUGACCUUUAUGUGCUCUAUGAGUUGAGCGCUCCGCUCUGCUGGGGUCCAGGGCUGAUCGGUUAUGGCUCUGCGGCCAAAAAUCUGGCCUACCUCACUAGCUUGAUGGGGCUCAGGGCCAUGCAAUGCUGUAUGAAGGACACCUGGGUGGCUUUGGUGGGCCUUACCUCUAACAUAGUGGGAUUAAUUGCGAUUUCGUUCGCUAACACCACAGCUCUGAUGUUCACCGGAUAUGGCCUGUGCUUCCUUUUUAUGGCCUCUACCCCAGUCCUGAGAUCUAAACUGUCCAAGCUGGUAGACCCUUCAGAACAAGGUGCUCUGUUUGCUUCAGUAGCGUGUGUGGAAGGCCUGUGCUCACUAGUAUCUAGUGUGGUCUUUAACUCUCUGUACCCUGCCACCCUACACUUCAUGAAGGGAUUCCCUUUCAUCUUUGGGGCCAUCAUCCUCCUUAUUUCAGCUGCCAUUAUUGGAGGCUUGGGUUGCCAGGAGGAGAAAGAGUGCGGAGAAAACAGAGAAGGCUCUGGGAUAUCCUGAUUCUUUUAUUCAGCAAAUUGAUCAAAAGCGACAGUAAAGACACAUUAAAUUGAUCAAAAGUGAC
Messenger RNA from Sinocyclocheilus rhinocerous, 1669 nucleotides. RefSeq names its product proton-coupled folate transporter-like. Gene Ontology annotation, cellular component: plasma membrane. The record is from RefSeq and is a predicted model, not a curated record. Gene Ontology annotation, biological process: transmembrane transport. Lineage: Eukaryota; Metazoa; Chordata; Actinopteri; Cypriniformes; Cyprinidae. The transcript is spliced from 6 exons. Gene Ontology annotation, molecular function: transmembrane transporter activity. Bases 163 to 1605 code for a protein of 480 amino acids.